Messenger RNA from Zymoseptoria tritici IPO323, 900 nucleotides. RefSeq lists its product as uncharacterized. NCBI's taxonomy places the organism in Eukaryota, Fungi, Ascomycota, Dothideomycetes, Mycosphaerellales, Mycosphaerellaceae. Gene Ontology annotation, molecular function: oxidoreductase activity. Gene Ontology annotation, cellular component: cytosol. The transcript is spliced from 3 exons. Bases 1 to 900 code for a protein of 299 amino acids. The record is from RefSeq and is a predicted model, not a curated record.
AUGACCAUUGCGCCACCACUUCCCUCGCCCACUGCCAAAUGGCACGACACUUCGUACGAAUCGAUCUCGCCCACACGUCCUGAGCUUUCCGCCAAUGGCAAGAUUGUCCUCAUCACCGGAGGCGGCACUGGGAUUGGCGCAGAGACAGCGCUUGCCUUCGCCGCAGCCGGUGCCUCUCGCAUCGCCCUUCUCGGUCGCAGAGAGCAGCCAUUACUGGACACCAAAGCCAAGAUCGAACAAGACUUCCCCAAGACUGAAGUGUUCACCGCCUCCACCGACAUCGGCAACAAGAAAGAAGUGAACGCUGCCUUCGACAAGUUCGCGGGCCAAGGCAAGAUCGAUGUCCUGAUCUCCAAUGCGGCGGUCGGCGGACCAUUCGAUGGUGUCGACGAGGUCGACUCCGAGAAGUUCAUGGAAGCAGUCAAUCUGAACAUCGGAGGCAAUCUGCACGUUGCUCAAGCCUUCGCACGUCAUGCCGCCAAAGAUGCCGUUGUGAUCGAAGUCAGUUCCGGCAUCGCCCACCUCAACGUCGGCGCUGGCUUCUCCUCCUACGCUGUCUCCAAGAUGGGUGUCUUCCGCCUUUGGGACUCGUUCGCCUUCAAGCAUUCGGACAUGAGCGUCUUCCACACUCAGCCUGGCAUCGUGGACACGGACAUGAACAGGGCCGCUGGAGGCACAAAAGCCACCGGGAUUGAAGAUCACGUUUCACUUCCAGCUCACUUCAAUGUGUGGCUUGCCAGCCCGGAAGCUCGCUUUAUGAAGAGCAAGUUCCUGUGGUCGAACUGGGAUGUGGAUGAGCUGAAGGCCCGUGCCAAGGAGAUCGAGGCCGGUACAGAGUUCAACAUCGGUCUUGUAGGCUGGCCGUGGGGUAGUGCUGCCUCGAUGGAAUGGAAGGAGUAG